Messenger RNA from Cetraspora pellucida, 300 nucleotides. The record is from the annotation of a GenBank genome assembly. Lineage: Eukaryota; Fungi; Glomeromycota; Glomeromycetes; Diversisporales; Gigasporaceae.
AUGAGUGUUAUACCUAAAAGACUUAUAUCACUUGUUCAAUCUUUGAAUAUUAAAAUGCAACUUACCUGUGGAAGGAAUUUUAAAAAACCAGCUUAUAAUUUGAUGUGUCAAUGGAUCAUUGAUGCUUGGGAAGAUAUUCCUGCUGAACUUGUUAAAAAUUCUUUUAAAAAAUGUGGAAUCUCAAAUAAACUUGAUGGAAGUGAGAACUAUCUAAUGUAUAAAGAAGAAAAGAAUAAUACACCAGAGGAACCAUUUAUUGUUUUAGCAGAUGAUUUAGAGGGAGAUCAAAAAAACUCUUAA